Aspergillus thermomutatus is the source of this 541-nucleotide messenger RNA. RefSeq lists its product as uncharacterized. Gene Ontology annotation, biological process: transmembrane transport. Lineage: Eukaryota; Fungi; Ascomycota; Eurotiomycetes; Eurotiales; Aspergillaceae. The annotation marks the transcript as partial. Gene Ontology annotation, molecular function: transmembrane transporter activity. The transcript has 2 exons. The record is from RefSeq and is a predicted model, not a curated record.
ACCCUACCACUUCUCCUCCGGCGCCCAAGGCCUCAUCUUCCUCUCCCCUCUCCUCGGCUCCCUGGUAGGAACCUACCUCUGCGGCCCCAUCGCCGACCGCAUCGCCACAUACUUCACCAUCCGCAACGACGGCAUCCGCGAGCCCGAAAUGCGGCUCUCGGCCUGCGCCAUCGCGGCCGUCCUCACCUUUCUCGGAGCGCUGGUCUCCGGGCUGACGUACCCGCGCACGCACUGGGCCGGGCCAGUCGUCGGCUUUGGGGUUCUCUCGUCAGGGGCGCAGAUGGGCGCCACGCUGGGGAUGACCUAUGCAUUAGACUGUCACAAAGAGCUCUCCGCAGAACUCAUGGUGACCAUCUCGUGUCUCAAGUCGGCUGUGGCGUGGGUCUGGACGUGGUGCAUCAACGACUGGAUCGCGAGGAGUGGCCUGUUGACUGUGUUUAUGGUGAUUGCGAGCUUGAAUGCGGUUGUGUAUGCAGUGGCCGGGGUGUUUCAUGUUUGCGGGAAGAGGAUGAGGAUAUGGAUAGGCAAGAAUCGUGAUUAG